AUGACAUAUUAUAAGUAUAUUAUAAUCAACACCAACAAUCUGAAGCUUAUUCUUGACAUCAGUGCUAUAAUCAGAUUAAACUAUUUCAGUCUAAUUAAUUUCCCAAAGCUGGUUCUAAAGGAGCAGAAGGAGAAGAAGAAGAAGAAAAAGAAGAAGAAAAAGAAAGAUAAAGAGAAUAAUAAUAAUAAUAAUAAUAACAAUAAUGAACUUGUUAUUUACACAGUUUCUCAAAAGAUCUACAAGGCUACUAACCAUAUGCAGAAGCUACAGGAAUCACAGAAUGUGAACUCAAUAGAUGAUGAGAAGUAA
Messenger RNA from Coccidioides immitis RS, 309 nucleotides. RefSeq lists its product as uncharacterized. The record is from RefSeq and is a predicted model, not a curated record. Bases 1 to 309 code for a protein of 102 amino acids. Lineage: Eukaryota; Fungi; Ascomycota; Eurotiomycetes; Onygenales; Onygenaceae. The transcript is spliced from 3 exons.